AUGGGGGAAAUUCACCCCAAAAGUGUUUUACGCUGCAUGGCGCGGCGCUGGGGCCGGGCCUUGGUGAAGGCGGAGGGGGCUGUAGACCUCACAGGUUCGCCCGCGCGUGUCGACAAGCUGGCGGUGGAUCCCCGGGAGGUGGAGGAUGACUGGCUGGCGCCGCAGAAAGCUGAGGAGAUCACGGAGGUGCCCAUUCAGCCGGCAGUUUCCCUGGGCUUCCACGCCAAGCUGUGCGCCGGCCUGCGCCGCUCGGCCGCGCCGGCCACCAUGCCGGGGCCGGCCACAAAGGCGCCAGGCCGAAACGCGGAAAGGGAGCCGCCGGUGCUCGUGUGGCUGAGACCUUUCGACCUCCGCCUGCACGACCAGCCGGCCUUGUGGCACGCAGCGCAGAGCCGCAGAGCGGUGCAGCUGGUGUUCCCCUGGUCAGAUUCGGAUGACGAGAAGGAGGGCGACUGGCGACUCGCGGGCUCGGCGGCAGCCUUCUUUCUGCAUCACGCCAUUGCCUCCCUGGACGUUGCCGUCCGGCAAAAGUUCGGCAACUGCAUUGUGGUGCGCAAGGGUCCGAGCAUUGCAGAGGCCCUGGCGGCGGCGGCUGAGGAGAGUGGCGCCACGGAGGUGCUGAGCAGCGGCGGGUGCCAGCCGGGGCUGGGGCCCUCGGGCAGCGGCCUGGACGACUUGGUGCGCCGGCGCUUGGAGGAGCAGAACGUGAAGCUCAGGCUUUUCAACUCCUUCUUCCUCUACGACUUGGAGAAGAUUCGCAUCGACCUGGGCACUUACCGAGGUCACUUCGGCACACUGACGCCCUUCCACCACGCCUGCAUGCAGCAGCAGGUGCCGAGGCCGUUGCCAGAGCCCCCCGCCCUGCCUGGUGCACCCACUUCGCUCAAAAACCACGGCCUGGCGGUUCUGGGUUUCAGUGAGAUGCCUGUGAGGAAGGAUGACACAGUGCUGAAGAACUGGGGUGCCCCCAUCCUGGAGAAUUGGGACAUCUCCGAGGCUGCUGCUCUGCGGACCCUCAGGCGCUUCCUGGGGCCGUCGGGCGGCCUGCGGCGCUACGAGCAGCAGCGGCACCUGGCGGACGCCUCCGCACUCACGCGGAUCUCCCCCUACCUGCGUUUUGGCAUGCUCAGCUGCCGCCUCAUGUUCUUCGAGAUGAAGGCGGCGGGCGCAAAGGAGCAGUCCAUCGUCUACUGGCGACGCCUGGUGUGGCGGGACUUGGCGUAUUGGCAGCUCCGCAUCUUCCCCGAGAUGCGCGAGCGACCUAUCCGCGCCCACUACCAGGGCCAGGCGUGGAACCGGGACGCGGAGGCGCUGAAGCGGUGGCAGCAGGGCAGAACCGGGUACCCGCUGAUCGACGCGGGCAUGCGGGAGCUGUGGGUUUCAGGGUGGAUGGCCCAAAACGUGCGGAUGGCCGCAGCCAUCUUCCUUUGCGAGCAUCUGAACAUCCACUGGGUCGAAGGCGAGAAGUGGUUCCACCACACCUUGGUGGACGCCGACCAGGCCAUCAACCCCAUGAUGUGGCAAAACGCCGGGAAGAGCGGCUUGGACCAGUGGAAUUUCACCAUGCACCCGGCAGCGGCAGGGAAGACUCAAGAUCCCAAGGGCGACUACAUCCGUCGAUGGUGCCCGGAGCUUGCCAAGCUGCCGACGCAGUAUGUCCAUGCCCCUUGGGAUGCACCCGAGCAGGUGCUGCGGGAGGCCGGCCUCACGCUGGGUGAGACCUACCCGCACCGCCUGGUGGUGGACGUGGCCGGUGCGGCCAAACGAAGCUGCGAGCUGAUCCGCGAGCAGCGGAAGCGUAGCUGGGACUGGAUCAACGACCAGGGCUACGACCUCGUCGUCAUCCCUCGCGGCGCCUCCGUGGCGCACGACGGCCAGAAGUUCCGCGUCUUCACCAAGCCGCAGUACCGGAACUCGGAGCCGGGACCGGGCGCGCCGAGGCUGGCAGUGAAGGCCAGCGAGGCAAAGGCCGCGGCAAAGGCGGCCAUGGAGGACUGCCACGAAAAGCAGCUCACAUUCUGUCCACAAAUAGUGGAGGUCAUUGCUUUUGAAGACAUCUUCGAAGAGUUUCGGCUCUUCCCCGAGCAGCUGCGCCUCAAAGCAAAGUGCCACUUUUUGCGCGGCGCCCGCGCUUUAGAGCGCCGGGCGAUGAGCACCGAGGAGCCAUGGGAUUUGGUGCGCCUCGCGCUCGGCUCUUUGGCCGGGGAGUCCUGGCGCGUGAAGCAGGCCUUCCGGGAGAUCUCCCAGGCCUGGCGCCUGCGGACGGUGAGUGGCAGCUGGUGGCAGGAGUAUCAGAAAACGCAGACCUUCGACCAGUUCAAGUGCGCAAUGCCGUUCAGACCAAACACCGCCUCCACCAUUCAUGUCGUCAUUAUUGGGGACGACGAGCAGCUCAACCGGCACAUCAACUUGGAACAGGUGCUGAAGCACCUGGAGGUCUUUAUCGGCUUCAAGGUACAGAUUCGAGGCGACAGCGAGCGCCCCAUGCCUCGCAUGCGCCUCAGCGCUGCGGGGCAGCGCACCGCAGUGGACGGGGUGCCGCAGAUCGGGGGGCACUACGUGCUGGCCUUCCUGCAAGGUGCUUUGGACCCAAGAGCGGCCUGCACGCUUGCAGUGACUCCGGCGGACCUCUACCCGCCAGAGAACUACGACUAUGUCACGGGUAUGACUGAUCCCGGAGAUCGUUUGGGCCUCUUCUCCAGUGCCAGAUACUUUGCGACGCAUCGUGAGGAGACGCAACGUGCAAGCGUAUUUUCAGAGGCGGACUCCCUACGAGCAUCAGAGAGUGCGCUCCAUGGUCCUGGCCCGGGACAUUCGGUGCGGAACCGGCGGAUAGAGCUCUCCAAGAUCUUCGCGAAGCUGCUGUGCCGUGAGACCUUGAAGCUGUGUGGGGCCAAAGAGUGCCGUUUGCUGCAUUGCCUCAUGAACCCGAUGCCGGAGAUAGAUGGCCAAGUCGUGCCAGAGGGCAUCUCGCUGCUGCCUUUCUCCCUGUGCUGCAUCUGCCUGCGGAAGCUCCAGUGGCUCACGCAGGCAGACCUCCUGGACCGCUAUGCGCGAAUUCCAGCCGUCACCAAUGCAUGGUUCUGGGAGGAGACCCAGUGGCUGUGGACGCGCAUGGUGCAGGUGGGAAUGCCCACAUCAGUGUGCCAGAGCAUCCCGCAGCCCACAGGCUCCAAGUUCAAGUUCGGCCUGGCCAAGCGUAAGAAUGACGACGAUGAAGGAUGAGUUGCAGGCAAAAGAAGGCAGAGCAAGAAGCUGCAGAUGACCCAGUUCUGGGCCCAACGCUUCCAGUGAAGACGGCAUGUUCGGAUAUGGAUGCCUGAGCUGCCAAAGGUGCAGCCAUGGUGGAGUUCGACUCAGGGUUCGCCUGGUCCACUGGUGCCCCGGGA
Molecule: messenger RNA, 3389 nt
Organism: Effrenium voratum
Lineage: Eukaryota; Dinophyceae; Suessiales; Symbiodiniaceae
Source: the annotation of a GenBank genome assembly